Messenger RNA from Hevea brasiliensis (rubber tree), 4186 nucleotides. RefSeq lists its product as uncharacterized. Bases 217 to 4161 code for a protein of 1314 amino acids. Lineage: Eukaryota; Viridiplantae; Streptophyta; Magnoliopsida; Malpighiales; Euphorbiaceae. The record is from RefSeq and is a predicted model, not a curated record. The transcript is spliced from 3 exons. Gene Ontology annotation, cellular component: membrane.
GGGCAGUUUGGUAAAUUCAACUGAUACAGUAUUCUUCUCUUUGGUACAUGAUUUUGUUUGGUUUCUGUUUUAUUUGGCUUCUGGUGGCCAUUCAUUCGCUCAUUAUCAGCUGUGCUUGUUUUCUAAGCUUUUUCUUUUUCUAGGGCCCCUGAAGAUCGAAAGCUGAAACUUUAAAAAAAGAGAAAAAUCGCAGAUGAUUUCUCUGCUUUCUCAGAUAUGGAGUUCGAUUCCUUGACUAUCACAGCUCCGCAACAGCAACUGCAGCUGCUGCUCUCCAUGUGCUUCCCCUGGGGAUUGUUUCACCAGGUAAAAGCAUUCCAUUUUUUUCUGGUUCUAUCAAGUACCAUUUUUUGCCUUGCUACAUGUGGACCAUGCUUGAUGGAUGGGGUGCAGAAAUCCAAGGAGUAUGAUGGCUGUGGGGCCUGUGGAGAUGAUUGUGCUUUGGGUUUUCAAGAUAUUAUUGUUGCUGAUGCUAGAUCAGGCUAUGAUGCAGGAAGUCCAGUGACUCACUUGAGUAUCAAGAAUAUUUGUACCAAUUCUCAUUCAUUCUGCUUUCCUUCAACAUUGUCUGGUUUUCCAUCUAAAGAGCACAAGCUCAAAGCUGAAGCUUUAGAAGUUUCUGGGAGUCCAUCUGAUAGUCUGUCUUUUGUGGGACCAACUCAGGGUAGCAAGGGGGCUAGUAACAGGAGCUGGUUUUCAGAUUCUUGUAUGUUUGAGUUAUUAAAUGGGAAGACUGUUUCUUGUUCUUUAAAUUCCAAGGAGGGUGUCAAUCAAUUAUCAUCCAUACAAAAGAGUAGUGCUAAUCAAAAUGAUCUUUCUUCAUGUAGAGAUCCUUUACUAAUUAAGAAGAGCACAACUUUUAGGUUGAACACAAACUCAGAGGUGACAAAAUCUAGUCCACUUGACAUUUCUUCAUCACCCCAUGUAGGAAUUAGCCCUCCUGUACUUGAUUGGGGACAUAAACAUUUGUAUUUUCCCUCUGUAGCUUUCUUAACAGUAACUAAUAUAUGUAAUGACAGCAUUUUACAUGUUUAUGAGCCAUUUAGUACCAAUUUACAGUUUUAUCCCUGCAACUUUAGUGAGUUUUCUCUAGGACCUGGUGAAGUAGCUUCAGUUUGUUUUGUGUUUUUGCCAAGAUGGCUGGGCUUGUCCUCCGCUCAUUUGAUCUUGCAGACAAGCUCUGGUGGUUUCCUGGUCCAGGUCAAAGGCUUUGCUUUGGAGUCCCCUUACAGGAUUACUCCUGUUGUAAGCCUGGAUGUUGCUUCUAGUGGACGGUUGAUUAGGAAUUUGUCUUUGUUUAAUCCUUUCAAUGAAAACCUUUGUGUUAAGGAAAUAAGUGCAUGGAUUUUGGUUUCUCAAGGAAAUAUCUCCCAUCACACUGAAGCAUUCUGUAGUAUUGAAAAUUUUCAAGAUUCUGACAGGACGAGCCUGCUGAGUGUUAAGGAUUGGUUGGUUGUGAAGAGUGACCAAGUUGGUUUUCCAUUGAUGGCUAUGAGACCUCAUGAAAAUUGGGAUAUUGGUCCUCAUGACAGUGAAACUGUCAUAGAGAUAGACUUCUCAUUUGAAUCUGAAGCACAAAUUGUUGGUUCUUUUUGUAUUCAAUUGCUAAGAUCUUCUCAAGAUAAGUCUGAUACUGUUUUGGUUCCUCUUGAGAUUUACCUGGAUGGAAAAGUGGCAUGUAAUGAUAUUGCAAGUUCAGUUUCAGUUUCUCUUGAGGCUCUGGUAUCACGUGAUGCUAGUAACACUUUUGUUGCCAUCUCUUUGAGAAAUGAAGCUCCUCAUGUUUUGAGUUUUGUCAGGAUUAGUGAAGUUGCAGCAACAAAAGUUUUCCAGGUCAAGUACAUGCAAGGCUUGCUACUCUUCCCAGGCACUGUUACACAAGUUGCUACAAUUACUUGCACUCAGCUGCUUGUUGAAUUCCAUGAUUCCUCACCUGAAAUGUCCAAUAUUUAUAAGAACUGCAAAUUAGUUGUACAAACAAAUGACUCUAGUAGUCCUCAAAUUGAAAUUCCUUGCCAAAACAUAAUCAAUAUUUGUUUGAGACAUCAAAAGGGUUCAUCCAUUGGAUUUGACCAUCGAUCUGAAAAGGCUGACUCUAGCAACAGAAGGUCAGGACCAUUGGGCAUUAGCACGCAGUUGCCUUCAAGAAUCAUGGCAUUGGAGACUGUAGAAGCAGAUGAACUUGUUCUGGAGAACUGGAAAUCUCAUGGUACCAAAAGCAGCAUGUCUGUGCUUGAUGAUCAUGAAGUACUUUUCCCAAUGGUUCAGGUAGGAACUCAACAUUCUAAGUGGAUCACCGUAAAGAAUCCUAGUGAUCACCUGGUCGUAAUGCAGCUCCUCCUUAACUCAGGAGAAAUUAUUGAUGAAUGCAGGGGCACAGAUGGUUUUGUACAGCCCCUUUCAUCAAGUAGUUUGGUUCAUAAUGAGUUCAAUACAACUAGUUAUGGGUUCUCAAUGCCAGAGGGUGCACGAAGAGAGGCCUAUGUUCAUCCUUACGGAAAAGCAUCUUUUGGGCCAAUUUUCUUUCGUCCUUCAAAUAGAUGUCAGUGGAUAAGUUCUGCCCUGAUAAGGAACAAUCUUUCUGGUGUAGAGUGGUUAUCUUUGAAGGGAGUUGGAGGAUCACUUUCCCUUGUCCUGCUUGAGGGGUCUGAGCCUAUUCAGAGCAUAGAAUUUAACCUUAACUUGUCAUUUCCCCUAAAUAUUUCUCCUCCAGACCUGGUAUCUCACGUGGAAGAGACCACUUAUGCUUGUUCUCAGCCACUGUCAAAAGAGCUGUAUGCCAAAAACACAGGAGACUUGCCUCUUGAGGUGAAAAGCAUUCAAGUUUCUGGAACAGAGUGUGGGUUGGAUGGGUUUACGGUUCAUAAUUGUAAUGGUUUUUCGCUUAAACCAGGCGAGUCAACAAAACUUCUGAUAUCAUACCAGUCUGAUUUUUAUGCGGCAAUGUUACAAAGAGAUCUCAAACUGACCUUGAGUAAUGGAAUUUUUGUGAUACCCAUGAAGGCAAGUUUCCCUUUAUACACAUUCAAUCUUUGCAGGAAAUCAGUAUUCUGGAUGCGAUUGAAGAAAUUCUCUGCAGUGGUGUUUCUUUCUGCUUCUUUGAUGUUCCUGAUCUUUCGUUGCAUAUUUCCCCAAUUGACCAAUACUACAGUGAGAAGUUCAGGUAAGUCAGCUUGCUUGGAUCUUAAUCAGAAAACCAACAAGUCAUCUGUGCCUGCUGAAAUGGAUGGUUUGUUAAGAUCAGUUGCAGAAGGCAAAACCUCAAAGCAGGCGGCUGGUUAUAGAUAUCCUGAUAGUCAACGUGGAGGCCCAGACCAUGGGAUAACUGUUGAGAAUGGGAUGCCAACUCUUGAAAAUCACAAAGCAGUGCAAUCUUUGCUUUCAAAAUCUGUAGCAGUUGAGAAUUCUUAUGCUCUUGAAGCUUCCCAACCUUAUAACCUUACUGUCAGGAUUGGAAAAGAGAACGGAAGAAGGCGAAGGAAGAAAAGGGGUGUUGCUGCAGGUUUAACAGGACUGUUUGAAGUCUCAAGUAGUCAAAGUGGGAAUUCCACACCUUCAUCCCCUCUAUCUCCUGUAACAAAUGCGACUCCUAAGCGUACUUGGUCACCAUCUCCUGACAUGGACCCUAAUGAGGCAAGAAAUCCAUUUGUUCAAGUGGCUGAACAACAGGGUGAGCAGGUUCAAGUGGCUGAAUCUACUUCCAAGGCAUCUGUAUUGGAGCCCAAGGUUUCUUUAAAAUGGUGCAGUACUAAUUGCUUCUCUUCUAUUCCAGGGGAACUCUUAGUGCCAAGAAAAACUAAUGGCAAACCUGUUUCGUUGCCUUCUGCCACUUUUCCUUCUGGUGAUAGCGCUGUCCCCAAUCUGCUGUACUCUUCUUCUCCAGCUUCAAAAUCUACAAUUGCUCCUCAUGUUCGAGCUCCUGGGCCCAAACUUCAUAACCAGAAAAAAGUAGAAGAAAAGGUAGGGGACGAAUAUAGGUAUGAUAUCUGGGGUGACCAUUUUUCUGGACUCCAUUUAAUAAGUAGUUCAAAGGAUGUAACAACCAUGGAAACUGUAAAGACAGAAAACAAUUCCAAUAGCUUCUUUGUAAGGGGUCCACAGGCCCUUGUGACAAAUUCUGCACCAAAAUAUGUGAAUUGCGAUCAAGAAGAGGAGGAAUGAUAAUUUCACCAAAUAAUUUUAAAUA